This is a messenger RNA of Sorex araneus (European shrew), 1910 nucleotides long. RefSeq names its product WD repeat-containing protein 93. NCBI's taxonomy places the organism in Eukaryota, Metazoa, Chordata, Mammalia, Eulipotyphla, Soricidae. The coding region runs from base 158 to 1039 and encodes 293 amino acids. The transcript has 7 exons. The record is from RefSeq and is a predicted model, not a curated record.
CCGAGCGUCGGCGACAGGUGAAAGGAGCUUCAGCCUCUGUCCUGGGCGGGCGGCAGCCCCCGGCCGCCUCCACCUGCAGAGUCUACGAGGGUCCUCCCCGCGGCUCCCAGAGCAGAGCAGCAGGGCCUUGCAGACAUUCCCAGACCCGCCUUCUGCCAUGUCAUCUUCCAAAGGAAUGGGAGCACAGAAGACGAAGCUGCCCAUAGCCUCGAGGAAGGGACCUCUGGAGGUGCCUUCCCCCACCGAGAGGGACUGGUCGAAGGAGGACGAUGAGGAUUAUGUCUUCUGGGAUCCAGAUAAGGAGGAGGAUUCCCUGCCUCAGCCUUAUCGUAUGAUCAACAAACUGGUGAACUAUCUGUUCGACCGGUCCUGGGACAUGAUCCAACAGAGGGAUGUGCUGCAGGAAGCACAGCGUAGCCGGGUGCAGCCCACCACGUAUGCCCCCCAGGCUGAAAGCAAGCUCAGCAGUGUGCCCAAAUGUAUGGCCCUUUCCCAGGAGUAUUUGUUUGUUGGUGGAGCCAAAGGCUUCUCCAUCUAUAACCCGUUCAGCGGGAAACAGCUCUACGUGUGGGAGAAGCUGAAGGUGGACGUCACUUCCAUCUGGACCAUGGAUUUAGAUUCUGAAACUCUCCUUGUGCUUCUGGAUGAAACAGGCAUUGUCAGACUCUUCUAUUUCUGCAGAGACAGUCUUUACUUCAUUAAGACCAUCAAUGACAUUGCACCACGUUCAAAAGCCCCCUGGAAGUCUUCUCUCGGGUGGAGGACUACAGCGGCCUGGGCUGGGGCCAGAACCACUACAUCAAGGAGGCGCAGUGGGAGCAGGAAGCUGCCAUGUUCAGCGCCGCCUACAAGGGCUACCUGUGCGAGGAGGGCGAGGACGAGCUGCUCAGCACGACGGCCACGAUCCACUUCCUCCUUUAUAGCAGUCUCAUCUCCCUGCCCUCGGAAGCCAGGAGCCCCAUGGGGGUGCCCUGUCUCCUCGGCCUGCACUGGGCCGGGAGGCACAACUUCUUCUUCUUCUCGCUUAGCCGGACUCUGAAGGACAAGGCGGGUACUUGACUGCUGCAGCCCGAGCGUGGGCACAGCGUGGGCACAGCGCGGGCCUCGCACACAUCUCUCAGCGGGGCAGGCAGCGGGACGGGGGCGGACGAGCUCCCUGGUAUCAAGAUUCUCUUUUUUGUGUUUUCAUUUUGUGUGUGUUGUUUCGGGGGCCACUCUUGGAGGUGCUCAGGGCUUACCCCUGGCGAGUCGGGGCACCCUGUGGGGGGGCUCGAGGAUCAAACCCGGGUCAGCCGUGCUCAGGGCGUCAGCUGCCAUGCCCUCUCUCCAGCCCCUGGCAUCAAGAUUCUUAGACUGGCAAGGUCUAAAGCCCAGGUCAGGCCCAGGGGUGCUGUGGGCAGCAGGAUGGGCGCCCGUACCCCCUUGUCACUGUAAACAGAGCUGGCGAGUCCAGCUGCCCUGUUGCAGCGGUCAGGGCGUGGAAGCUCUCUGCAGUGGGAGCCACGGCACAGCCCCCUGGCGUUGUCUCCUACCGAUUCCUGGGGGCCUUUUGUGAGUAAGAGAGUUUUGUGACCAUUCCCUGAGCUGUACACGUGGGUGAUGCUUUCGUUUCUCCUUCAAAGGUGGGAUUUAGGAACUGUAGCAACAGUACAGCAGGGAGGGAGUUUGCCUUGCCUUGUUCGAUCCCCAGCGUCCCAUAGGGUCCCCCGAGCACCUCCAGGGAUAAUUCCUGAGUGCAGAGCCCUGACACACUGCUGGGAGGGCCAAAAAAAAAAUCACAAAAACAUUAAAUAAAUAAGGUGUGUUUUGGGGCUGGAGUGAUAGCACAGCAGGUAGGGCGUUUGCCUUGCACGCGGCCAACCCAGGUUCAAAUCCCAGCAUCCAAUAUGGUCCCCUGAGCACCGCCAGGG